AUGGAGCAAGAACUCCUGUCGCUCCUGGCAGACACACAGUCGCCUCGGGCAGAUGCUAGGAAAGCCGCGGAGACCCAACUGGCCCAGCUCAACUCGAACGAAUCCUUCCCCAUCUCCCUCACAGCCAUUGCCUCGCACGAGUCCGUCCCCGUGAACCUGCGCCAAUCCGCCCUUUCCGUCCUCCGUACGUUCAUCGGUGCCUCCUGGUCCCCUAACCUUGACGACUUCACCGGCCAGGUGCUCGUCACCGACGCGAACAAGGCUCAAAUCCGCCGUGCGCUGCUGGAGCUGGCGACUACCGUUGAGACCCCCGAGCGCAAAGUCAAGGCUUCCGCCAGUUAUGCCGUUAGCAAGAUCGCCAGUGCAGAUUUCCCUGACGACUGGCCAGAGCUGCUGCCCACACUACUCCAUGUGAUUAAUGACCCUGCGACGAGUGAUAAUGCGCUGCACGGCGCGCUGAAGGUAUUGUUGGAUCUUGUGGAUACCGGUUUCAGUGAUGAGCAGUUCUUUAAUGUUGCCCGUGACCUCGUCUCGUCCCUCUUCGCCGUGGCAACGUCCGAGUCCCGUCGCCCGAUGCUGCGGGCCCUUGCCGUGGCGGUGUUCCGCUCCUGCUUUGAUACAUUGGAAAUGGUGUUGGAGCAGCACAAGGCUGCGAUUAAGCAAUUUGUGGAUGAGGUGCUGAGCGGAUGGUCACCAUACUUUGUCGAGACGUUAAAGGCUCCGCUGCCUCAACCACCAAGCCCGGAGGAAGCAAACAAAGUGGGCGAGAUUCCAUCGCAAUGGCGUGGUAUUGUUGGGUUGAAGCUUCAAGUUGUAAAGACUGUGAUGAAGAUCCGCAUGGUCUUCCCCGGACUUCUUACCGCCCAGAGUCCAACCUUCUUCUCGACUGUCUGGACAGAGCUCUCCAAUGCUCUACCCAUUUACCAAAAUUUCUAUAUCGAGGAUGAACGCCAAGGACGCUUGGAAGAUGUUGAUGGUCUUCCUUACUCGCUGGAUUUCCUCAUCCUGGAGGAACUGGAUCUGAUCCAAGCCCUCUUGAAGGCGCCGCCCGUGAAAGCGGAAUUGGCACAACAAUUGCAGAACGCCGGCGCUGCUGCUAGCUCAUCUGGAUGGGUACCAGAGAUCAUGAAGCUUGCCGGUAGCUAUUCACAAAUUACCUGCGAAGAGGAAGGUCUGUGGGAGAUUGACGUGAACCUCUUCCUCUCGGAGGAGACCUCAGUUACCGCAAACUACACUCCUAGAACUUGCAGUGGGGACUUGGUUAUCAAGGUCGGCGAAUGGCUUAAAGACAAGGCGGCUGAAGGUAUUUCGGCACACCUGAAUACCCUCUUCGCCGACAGCUCUGCCUCGUGGAAGUCCCGUGAGGCAGGCCUCUACAUUCUCAAUGCUCUCCUUCGUGAUUUUGGCGAGGUCUCCCAGCCAAUCUCCCAGGAAUUGGCCACUCAUUUCACCCAGUUCGUCCACUACGCCACUCAACAAGAGCAGGAUCUGCUGCGCGCACGAGGCUAUCUCGUGGCUGGUGCCCUGUCCAAGGUUGCCGGCGAGACUUUCCAGCAGAACACUAUCUCUUACCUGGAAGCUGCCCUGAAAGCUAUUGCCGAGGACCCCUCCGAGGUGGUCAAGGUGGCCUGUAUUCGCGUUCUGCAAGACCUCAUUCCCUCUUUGCCAGCUAGCGUUGCUCGCCCUUUCCAGACGACCGUCAUCUCCGCCAUUUCCGAGUUUGUCUCUGCACAUGACCUACGCGAGGAGACUGACGCCGAUGACCUCAAGGUUACCCUGGCGGAGACCCUCCGAGAUACCAUCAUGGCCGACCCAUCUGUUGUCCUGUCAUCUUUGGCUAUCGACGUGCUCUUCAACAUUGCUAGCAGCGGUGCCGAGAACUUCCAGCUCACAAUGACCGUGACCGAGGCCUUUGAGGAUAUUGUGGAUCAGAUCACCGAGCAUGGACCGGAUGCGUAUGUUCGUUUGUGCGAGAAGGUCCUCCCCUCGCUGAUGGGCGCCAUCGACGUGGGCAACCUGACUGAAGAGAACGAAUUGACGUUCUUCGCGGCGGAAUUGCUCCGCGCCCUGGCGGAACGCAGCCUCGAGCCCAUGCCGGCCGGCUUUGUGGAGACUGUCAUGCCCAAGCUCAACCGUCUCCUGUUGGAGUCAGAGGAGGGUGAGCUGAUUCGGCCCGCGACCGAGGCCGUGCGUCAUAUGCUCGCGCACGACUUUACGCAGUUUAUCGCUUGGCACGACCCCCAGUCUGGCAAGCAGGCCAUUGAGGUCGUUCUGGUUAUCAUUGACCGCCUGUUGGGCCCGGCUGUGGACGACCAUGCCGCGACCGAAGUAGGCCAGCUAGCCGCCGAGCUGGUGGAGCGUGCUGGCUCCGAGCGCCUGGGACCAUACCUUCCGCAGCUCCUCCAGGCGGUCGCCCAGCGCUUGGCGACUGCCGAGCAAGCUCAAUUCAUCCAGAGUUUGAUCUUGGUGUUCGCACGACUGACCCUUAUCAGCGCGCGGGAGGUGGUGGACUUCCUGGCGCAGGUGAACCUCGGCGGACAGAGCGGACUAGUCGUUGUGCUGAGUAAGUGGCUCGAGAACUCGGUCAACUUUGCCGGCUACGACGAAAUCAAGCAAAACAUCUUUGCCCUGGCACGCCUUUAUGAAUUGUCUGACCCUCGGCUGUCCGAGGUCCCCGUCAAGGGCGACCUGAUCAUCAACGACACGGGCCGCAUCAAGACGCGCUCGCAAGCCCGCGCCAAUCCCGACCGGUACACCACGGUCGCCGCACCUCUGAAAAUUGUCAAGGUGUUGGUUGAAGAGUUGGCCGCAGCCUCGGGCAACAAGGAGAUCGACGCUGCACAGGCAGCGGCAUUGGAAGACGCGGCGAGCGACGACGGCGAUGAUGACUGGGAAGAUGAGCCGGGCCAGAUUUUGGAUCUGGGAUUGGGCAUGACCAAACAACAGUUGAUGAGCUUUGGCGAGGGUGGAUCGGAAAGUGUGUUUGGGGUGCGUCGUCGGGAUGACGAGACGCAAGCGUUCCUGGCAGACUUUUUCCGACGGGCAUCACAGCAACCUGGAUUCCAGGAGGUGUUUGCGGCGUUGACGGCCGAUGAGCAGGCUAAGCUGCAGGCGUUGGGGUAA
Molecule: messenger RNA, 3123 nt
Organism: Penicillium cataractarum
Lineage: Eukaryota; Fungi; Ascomycota; Eurotiomycetes; Eurotiales; Aspergillaceae
Exons: 3
Coding region: 1-3123 (1040 amino acids)
Biological process (GO): protein import into nucleus
Cellular component (GO): cytosol; nuclear envelope
Molecular function (GO): small GTPase binding
Source: RefSeq, a predicted model, not a curated record